Molecule: messenger RNA, 7345 nt
Organism: Bacillus rossius redtenbacheri
Lineage: Eukaryota; Metazoa; Arthropoda; Insecta; Phasmatodea; Bacillidae
Gene: ArgRS-m
Product: probable arginine--tRNA ligase, mitochondrial
Exons: 7
Coding region: 228-1949 (573 amino acids)
Biological process (GO): arginyl-tRNA aminoacylation; mitochondrial translation
Cellular component (GO): mitochondrion
Molecular function (GO): arginine-tRNA ligase activity; ATP binding
Source: RefSeq, a predicted model, not a curated record
AGUCAGCAAAACAAAUGCGAUGAUGCGCGUUUCGAUGGAUGCGGGCAUUGCAAAGUUUAAAAAUUUGCAGUUUAUUUUUAUUUGUCAUUUCAUAUUUAUGCAAGAGAACUUCUUGAACUUUAAUGUGUACUUUGGAUUUGUUUUAAUUUUGCAGCGUUUUUGAGUAUAUAUAUAUUUUUUUUUUUAAAGAAAUACGGUUAGGAUUUAGUGGUGCGAUUAUUGAUUUUAUGAUGUCCUCUAAAUUGAAAGCCCAUUUGUGUUUGAAAAUAUUGAGUGUUGUCAAAGAGAGGUUGCCUGCAAAUGUUGCACAUACACAAUUACUUCCUAAAAUAUCUCUUGGGCGAAUGAGGCAUGGAAAAAUUGUAUAUUUCUUGCCUCUGUCAUCGCUGGAACCUUUCAGUGUAGAGAAGACGAGGAACUUGCUUGCUGCAGAUGGCAUCAUAACAGACAUCCGUCUCGAAGGUCCAGAGCAUCGUGAGAAUAUCGCCCUGGAAAUCAACACUGAACAAUUUGUGAAAAGUGUUUUAGAAGAAGAGCUUGAGAAAAUAACCAAUAGGAGUCAAGUUGUUCAUCAAGCUGCUGCAAAAGAAAAAAUUGUCAUUGAUUACAGUUCUUUGAACAUAGCAAAGCCAUUUCACGUUGGACACUUGCGAUCCACCAUAAUUGGAAACUUUAUUGCGAACGUACUGGAGUUCCUGGGCAACGACGUGGUGAGGAUAAACUACCUGGGGGACUGGGGCACGCAGUUCGGCCUGCUGCAGGCGGGCAUGGACCUGUUGGGCCACUCGGACGACGCCGUACAGCAGAACCCGACGCGCGUGUUGUACGAGGCCUACGUGGCGGCCAACCAGGCAGCCGAGACGGACCCGGGCGUCGGCGAGAAGGCGCGCAGGAUCUUCCAGGCCCUGGAAGAAGGGACUUCUGCGGAUGUGGAGAAAUGGGAGAUGUUCCGCAGCUGCACCGUCGCGGAGCUGGAGCGGACGUACCGGAGACUGAACGUGCGGUUCGACGUGUACGAGUGGGAGUCUGCGUACGGAGCCUCCCGCAUCGGGGACGUCCUGAGGGCGCUGGAGGAGGGGGGCGUCAUGCGGGCCGAGGCGGACGGGCGCCGGGUGGUGGACCUGGGGUCCCGCCGAGUGCCACUGCUGAAGAGCGACGGCACCACGCUGUACCUGACGCGGGACGUCGCUGCCGCCGUGCGCAGGCACUCGGCCCACGGCUUCGACCGCAUGCUGUACGUGGUGGACGGCUCGCAGCGGGACCACUUCGCCGCGCUGGCCGGCGUGCUGGCGCGCCUCGGGCUGCCCUGGAGCCACGCGCUGCGGCACGUCGCGUUCGGCCGCGUCCGGGGCAUGAGCACCAGGAGGGGCGGCGUCGUCUUCCUGGCGGACAUUCUGGACGAGGCCCGCGACCUGAUGCGCAGGAGGCAGCGCCAGUCCGCUACCACAAAGAUAGACUUGGGCGAUAUCAGCGAUGACACGGCGGAUGUUCUGGGAAUAUCUGCAGUUAUUGUCAGUGAUCUGAAACAGAGGCGGCAGCGUGACUACAGUUUUGACUGGGAAAAGGCGCUACAGGCGCAGGGCGGCACGGGCGUGAGGCUGCAGUACGCGCACUGCCGGCUGUGCAGUCUGGAGCGCAGCUGCGGGGUGUCGCUGCCCCCCGACUGCGACCCGGGCGCGCUGCGGGAGUCCCAGGCCGUCUCGCUGGUGCAGGAGCUGGCCAGGUUUGAAGAAGUUGUUGUGAGGUCGUCCUUAGAGCUUGAAGCGUGCAUUCUUGUUAAUUAUUUAUUCAAGUUGUGCAGCGAGAUCAACGCAGCGCUGAGGGUGCUGCCGGUGAAGAACCAGGACGGCCACACGGCAGCCCAGAGGCUGCUGCUGUUCAGCGCCGCCAGGCAGGUUCUGCACCGAGGCAUGAAGAUCGCAGGGCUCCAGCCUCUCCGCCAGAUGUGACAGCUCCUCCUCGCCGAGAUCUUCGCUUCCGUUGUUUCCUGUGCUGUGCAGAGAACCCUGCAAUCCCGAACAUGCACUAAAUUGUCGUGUUAGGGUUACCUAAGCUUGUACACCAUAAGUAGGGGCCUGUUCUUUUCGCGAUCGCGAUUAAACGACGAUAAACGCGAAAUCACCGUUAAAUACAGUUUUUACGCGAAAUCGCCAUAACACAGCAUUUUUACACGAAAUUUUGUAUUAAAACACGAAAUCGCAGUGUUUUUACGCGAAAUUUAAAUACUGGUUAAAAGACGUGUCUCGUCAAUGGUAAACAAACACCGCAACAUGGCCGCCGAACAUUAAUCAUAAAUGCACUAAAGCAAACAAAAGCUUACACACGCUCACGUUAUAAUGUUAAACCCAAAAAUAUACUGUAAAAAUACGCAAAACUACGGCGUUUAUUUUCCUUUCCGGCAUAAUGUUUGGAUAGAUAAGACAAACAGGCGAAGUUUUAAAGCGUACGCACACCGCUCGGGGCACUGACGUCAGCUUGGAACAGCGACACCGGAUAAAUACAAAAGCAAGCAGAUGAUUGGGCGAACGGUGUUUGAAACAGCCUUACGUGAGUGGCCAUAUCACGUCAGCCGGGGGCGCUGGCAUAUAGUUGGAACAGCGUCGUAGUAUCAAGCAGAUUAAAUCGCGCCAAAAAGCGGGAAAAUGUAAACAUACAUUAAUUUUCGAAUGUUGUGACGAUGAUGAUUAGUUGGCCAACAGUUUUUAUAGAUUUUGUUGGGUCGUUACAAAAACGCGGAAAUACCAUAACGCCGAAUGUCAAAAUUAACCACAAAGCCGAAAUAACAACUGAAUGAUUUUGUGUGUUUCUUAAAUGUACCUUAACGCCGAAUCAAACCUAACCUUACCUUACCUAGCGUAGCCUAGCCUAGCCUAGCCUAGCCUAGCCUAGCCUAACCUAACCUAACCUAACCUAGUCUAACCUAACCUAACCCAACCUUUGUGGCAGCCCUGUAAUGACAUUUUUGUGGUGCGUCCUCGAUUUUGUUAAAGGGAUUAAUAGUUUUCCAGAUUAGUUUAUGGGAAUGAAUUAAUAAUCGGUGUCUAAAUCAAAAGUAUUGUCAUAUAAAUAUAUGUAACCUAUUUGUUUAGGGUAUUUACUAAUGAGUAGGUUCAAGUAAAAUUAUUUAACUUAAAUAAUUUUAGAUAUAUUUACGGUAACGCUUUUUUUUUUUAUUAUUUAUUUAUUUAUUUAUUUAUUUAAAAAAGCACCGCUUUUGUGUUUUUAAGUGAAUUUUAUUUUAAGUGAAUUUUAGCACCGCUUGUGUGUUUUAAAGUGAAAUUUAACACCGCUUUUGGUAAUUUUUAAUGACGAAAUCUGAAAAUUUUAUUUACCACUUUCAGGGGGCCCUAACCAUACGGUACGCAGGAGCAUAUUGUCGCUUAGCUAACAAUAUUGCCUAACUUAAUAUAUAUAUAUAUACAUGGAGCCCACUGCAGUCAGUAAGUUUGCUUUCUGUGUUUAGGUAGUUCCAUAAUUGUGCGAGGUGCUGCUAUAUCUAUGAGUUUUUCCAUUAAAAUUGUAUCUGUAGAUACAAAACAGCCUAUAGAAUGUGUUAGAACGAAAAAGUCAAUUAUGUUAAAAAUGUCAGUUUUACGGUAUUGUUCGUUAAGCGACGCUAUGCAGAAUUUGAUGGAAUGGGGAGGGGAGAUAGAACCACUUGCCCACUGUUUUCUUCCAAAUUCUUUCUUUUUGUUGGUGGGAAUGGUAGAUUUUGAAAAGAGAAUUUUUAGAUUUUCCAGGGGGGGGGGGGGGGGGUUACAUAUUUUCUCCCCCUCACCCCUGCGGGCCCUUGCCAUCUGCAUGAUGUUAGUUCACAAGUAGGUUUUCUUUUUCUAUAAUUUUUAAAUACCUACACUGUUCUUGUUUGUUGACCAGAUGUUAGGAUGAUAGGUAUGUUUGAACUGUAGCAAAUGUUGGCCCGCAAGAGAUGUCACAUUUGUUCUCUGAUGAGACACUCAACACUCAUUGUGCAUGUAUGACUGGCAUUGGCUUAUUAGGAAGAAAAAACUGUUCUUAUUUAUUUUAAGCAUAGACUGCAACAUUAACAUUUUUUUUUUCAUUAUUUGUUUUAUUUUUGUGGCAAUUAUAUUUUAGUAUUGUAUAAAUUGUCAUAUUACUAGUUUGGGUUUACUGUAACGUAUGAAAAUUCAGUACAAGGGCUAAUGUAUGAGCUCUACAGCAGUAAAGUUGCUUGAAUAGUCUAUCCUUUAGAGUAUUCAUUGCCUUUUAGUAUGUUAGUUUAAAGAUAUAAAUUAGUAGAAGGCGGGUGAGUAUAUAAAAUUGUUAAUGAUACAGGAAGGAACAAAUUGUUAAAUUAAUUGAUUUUGUACGGGUUUGUAUCAUACAUUUUUAUGCCCGCUGUGAAUUAAAAUCUCUUCCUUAAAGCAGCAUUUCUCUCUAAAGUGAUGUAACUUGCUUAUAAAUUUGUAUAUGUAUGUGCGUCACAACAUCCGUUGCCAAUAUUUAGAUUAAGUUUUAAUCUGCACCAAGAAACAUUUUAUGAGCAUAUACAUACAUAGAACAGUGUGUCUGUCCUUAUUCUGGAAAGUCAAGAAAUUUACUGGAAAUCCUGGAAAGGUGAAGGAAAUUCCCCAUUGAUAGUUAUUUGAGGGGUUGAUGUCAUGCCCCAGUCUCCCAUCACCCUGACUGUGUUUUAGUACAUAGUCAUACGUACUAUCAAAUGGCAUAGCUACAUUCUGUUUGAAUUUUCAUUCGUGUUAAAUAAUUCUACCUUCUAAGUCAGAUAUGGGGAUGGUGGAGUAUGUAUUUUCUUUAUUUCUUUCAGAAUACACUUGCUCUCGAAGAAACACUUUUCAAUUAGUGCAGUUUCAAAGUACAACCCCAAUAAAUUACAGAAUGAUUUGAAGUAACGCAGUCAUAGAUUCGAAGUAGUCCUGUUUCCUUUUGUGUGAAUUUUUGUUUCCAUGCCCGCACAAUGACACAAUGACAAUAACUUUUGUGUAGCUUUAAAUACAAUUCAACUAAUUAAUAAUGUGAUGAAUCAACAAACAAAUUUUUGCUGUUUCCGUAAUAUCUAUUUGCUUCGUUCAUUGCAAUGACGCCCGUCAGUUCAGUGUUUAGCAAACAUUUAUUUUACGACAUCCUUUGUGUCAGUAGCAGCCCUGGGGGGUAAAGCUAAAAGCUCUUGGUGCUAGUUUACCACGCCGCCCAAAAUGGGCGAGUGGCAAAUAAUGGCAGACACUCAUUCGUCAUUCAGUAAACAACAGUGUCUGUAAUUAAAAUGACAGGAUAAAUUACUGUUCUUCAAAUGUAUUUAGACUUAUAUUUGUACUGUAAAUUGAUUAAAAUGGUAGUCAGCAGACACACUUACUUGAUUGGAGAACAAAUUAUUUUGAUUUAUAUACACUCUUUUGCGAAAAAGUAUUUGAUUAGCGCUCUGUUUUCCUGAAAUGAAUCAGAGCAUUACUUUGAGGGGUGGGGUCAGUGGCGCACCCAGGAGGGGGUUUUAAGGGUUUAAACCCCCUCCGAAAAUGUGAGGAAAAAAUAUAGAAUGGAAAAAGUAAAAACAUUCCCAGUCCCAGCAAAAUGUGUAGGAUGGUCUAUGGGCAGCUCUCAAUCUACCAAACUUUGUGAGAUGUUUUCACGUCAGUGUAUACAUUAUGGUGUCGCCAGACUACUAUGCUUACCCCUGCAGCACCUAGCAAUGUAGCAAUCUCUACCCGGCACACCCUUCCCUAAACGUUAUCUCUCGCUCUGUUAGUCGAUGCGUUUUCAUUUUUUCUUACUCAGUCUGUUUUCGGCUACCGUGUAACAUUACCGAAGAUUGUGGGAACUGGGCAGUGUUCUGCUUCUCGAGUUUUAGAACUGAUGUUGAUAGUGAGUGCGGUAUCAGAAUGUCUAAACGUAAGCAUGGUUUUAAUUUACUGAACUACUUCUCCAAACGACCAAAGCCAAGAACUAGUUAUGAUGCUGAACAUGAAGGUAAGCGGCUUGCAGGGAAUUCAUAGAUUUCUCAUUUGUGUGUCAGCUACUAUACUGUAUUUCAAGUAAUUGUCCAUUUUUUUAUGUUGCUCUUCUGAGAAAAGUGCCUGUAAACACAAACAGGAGAGCACAGACCCUGUUGUUUUUUUUUUUUUUCAAGAAGCCGGGAAGUAUUAGGAUUAAGCACCACUACCACUACCACUGCAAUGGAGAGGGCGGGCGUCUUUCUCGGAAGAGAAUCGUCAAAACACGGACAACUUACAUGAAACACAGUAAACAUGCAGUUCAUGAUGAUGGGUAGAUCCGUGGCAGGAAAGCAGGUUGGACAGAGGCACUUGUGAUAUCAUGUGGCUCUAGUCGCCAGAGAGCAUACAUUAGGUACUGUGCAAUACAAAAACAUUAAUUCGCAUUUCUAGACGAAUAAUUCCUACCACAGUGCAGGCACGACCCAAUGAUUGCGUGCAUGUCUUCACAAGUAUCUCGUGAUGAGUAAACAACUGUUGCCCUGCGCAUAUUUACCAGGAAAUGGUCUGUGAGUACAGAACCCAGUCCCCAACUCACCCGUGCCCAAGAGCGUCGCCAGCCGAUAACCUGGGGGGGGGGGGGGGGGGGGGGGGGGGGGGGCAAGUUGAUAUAUGGAGCCAUGCUUCAACAGUAGAUUAUAGCAGCGCAGAAGGAAUACUUGGAAUGGAAUAAGUGAAAUCAUUCGAGUUUCGACGUACGAGACUUGCUUGAUCGUUCAAACCAAUCAUAUUGCCUUGUCGUGAAUAAUAGUUUUUUAGUAGUGUUUUUUUAAUAGUGUACCACGAACAUUUCAUUUAGCAUGUCUGCAAUAUGUAUCAUCAACUGUAUUUGACAGAACUGAUGCAGCAUUGUUAAAUAUGAGGCUUUCGUUUCCUGGAAGGACAGACGGAACAUUAGAACAAGUCUAUUUCCAUAAUUCCUUCAAAUGCAGUGACACAAUUCGUUUACUGAUGCUGUGUAUUAAUUAUUUACUUUGCUAUGUAUUAUACUAGAUUAGAUUUAGACCAAAAAAAGAGUAUUCCUGAAAAUUAGAGACUUCCAAAAUUACUAUAACCAGUAAAAGAUUUAUAAUAUAUUACCUUUAAAGUGCGUAAUGUGCGAACUUUAACACACAGUGUAAAAAAUUGUAGUUACUUCAUUUUGAUAAAUAUUUUUCCUUUCCUUUGGCUUCGGGCCUUCAGUAGUAAAGAUUGGUGAUCGCUGAUCAUUGUUAUUGUAGUAUUAUAUUUGUAGUCUGCUACCGUGAAUUACUUUAAUUUUUUUACAAAUUAGUUUGUGUUAUAUAAAAACUAAGAAUUGUUUGUGCGCUAUGUUUAUCUCAAUUUUUGCAUAAUUUUGGACUAUUUCUGCAGUUGUAACUAGACAUUAUAUGUGUGAA